This is a messenger RNA of Peromyscus californicus insignis, 1831 nucleotides long. RefSeq names its product insulin like growth factor binding protein 3 (gene Igfbp3). Gene Ontology annotation, biological process: regulation of insulin-like growth factor receptor signaling pathway. Bases 799 to 1677 code for a protein of 292 amino acids. The transcript is spliced from 5 exons. Gene Ontology annotation, molecular function: insulin-like growth factor II binding; fibronectin binding; insulin-like growth factor I binding. Lineage: Eukaryota; Metazoa; Chordata; Mammalia; Rodentia; Cricetidae. Gene Ontology annotation, cellular component: extracellular region. The record is from RefSeq and is a predicted model, not a curated record.
CUAAGGACGCUCUCACUGCUCAUAUCGGCUAACUGGGGAAGUGUGGCGAAGUAAGAGAGUAUUUGAGUCACGACCCCGCUUUGAAAGGCAAAUCUUUAGAACCCACGACUGUCACGUUCGAUUGUUCAGUGCGAGACUCUGGAGGCUCCAGUGACCAACGGUGCAGAUUUAAAUAUGAUCCGCACGUUCUCGCUGGGAAAUGCAACAUGCUCUACAUGAGGCACUCAAUUGCAGAAACUUUGCGAAGUACACAGGAGUUGAAUGAGCCCGCCAGCUUUCCAGACAUAAAUCAGUGCAGGAGGGCCACCUAAACGCGGCAUCCAGGGGGAGAGGCUGCAGGGUCCUGGGCGCCAAGUUGGUUGGGAGUCAUUUCAUUAGGGGGAAUCAGAGGCCCUCAAGUGACUGGGACGCAAGAGACAGCAAGGUGGCCGGAAGCGCCCACGGUUCCCGGGAAAGAAGGGGAGGCCCGAGAGUGCAGGGCGUGCGUACAUGGGAGCAGGUGCCCAGUGAAGACGCGCGCAGCGCGCCCCCGUCCUUGGUCCCGCUUCCCGGGGAGGCGCGGGCCCUGGAGCCGAGCCUGCGCCGGCCCACCCCCCACCCGCGCCGUUCCGGGGCGUGUCCUCCGCUACCCCAGCUUCUAUAUAUCGGCCUGCGCGCCGGGGCUGCCCAGAUGCGAGCUAGCGCGGCUGCUGGACGCUGAGGACCUGCUGCUCGCUCCGCACAUCCCGCAGCCUCGUCCCGCGUGCUCCGCUCCACUCCGCUCCGGUCCGCCGAGCCGCAGUCUCUCCGCCCGGCGCCAUGCAUCCCGCGCACCCCGCGCUCUGGGCGGCUGCGCUCACCGCACUCACUCUGCUCCGCGGGCCGCCGGGGGCGCGAGCCGGCGCGGGCGCGGUGGGCGCGGGCCCCGUAGUGCGCUGCGAACCGUGCGACGCGCGCGCGCUGGCCCAGUGCGCGCCUCCGCCCACCGCGCCCGCGUGCACGGAGCUGGUGCGAGAACCGGGCUGCGGCUGCUGCUUGACUUGCGCGCUGCGCGAAGGCGACGCGUGCGGCGUCUACACCGAGCGCUGCGGCAACAACCUCCGCUGCCAGCCACGGCCCGGGGAGCAGUACCCGCUGAAGGCGCUGCUGAGCGGGCGCGGGUUCUGCGCCAACGCCAGCGCCGCCGGCAGCCUGAACGCCUACCUGCCCUCCCAACCCGCUCCAGGAAACAUCAGUGAAUCUGAGGAGGACCACAGUGCUGGGAGUGUGGAAAGUCAGGCUGUCCCCAGCACACACCGAGUGACUGAUUCCAAGUUCCAUCCACUCCAUGCGAAGAUGGAUGUCAUCAAAAAAGGCCAUGCCAGGGACAGCCAGCGUUACAAAGUUGACUAUGAGUCACAGAGCACAGACACCCAGAACUUCUCCUCUGAGUCUAAGCGGGAGACAGAAUAUGGUCCCUGCCGCAGAGAAAUGGAAGACACCCUGAAUCAUCUGAAGUUCCUCAAUGUGUUGAGUCCCAGAGGUGUCCACAUCCCAAACUGUGACAAGAAGGGGUUCUAUAAGAAGAAGCAGUGCCGCCCAUCCAAAGGCAGAAAACGUGGCUUCUGCUGGUGCGUGGACAAGUACGGACAGCCCUUGCCUGGCUAUGACACCAAGGGCAGAGAUGACGUGCACUGCCUCAGCGUGCAGAGCCAGUAGAUGCUGCCCGCUGUGCCACUUGAUCUGGAGCUCAAAUACGCCUUAUUUUGCACAAAAGACUGCCAACAACAUGAUCAGCAGCUGGCUACAACCUUGACUUAUAUUUCUUUUUUGUGGUGAACUGAUUAAAAACAAAAAAACCAAAGUUUAGACA